Chrysochloris asiatica (Cape golden mole) is the source of this 2679-nucleotide messenger RNA. RefSeq names its product SH3 domain containing 21 (gene MNMIP1). Lineage: Eukaryota; Metazoa; Chordata; Mammalia; Afrosoricida; Chrysochloridae. The coding region runs from base 1 to 2679 and encodes 892 amino acids. The record is from RefSeq and is a predicted model, not a curated record. The transcript has 18 exons. Gene Ontology annotation, molecular function: protein binding.
AUGGACAGAUCCAUAGCUGUGUACACCCUCACCCUGACUAGGGUUAGCGCAGUUGCUGCCUACUGGGAGCCCCACCCUGGUAUGUGCCUCUCCACACCUCUUCCCCUGCAGCACCUAGAACCCGACCUAUCGGCUUUAGUCCCCGCCUCCUUUGCUUCACCUUCUCGCCGCCCGUCCCACCCUGCCCAGCCCCAGUUCUCCACCAGCAGUGGGACUGCGCUGCCCGGAUCCGGAGGGCGCCCUGAAGCCAUGGAGGUCCUGGUUCUAUAUGGAUACCGCGCACAGAAAGACGACGAGUUGAACCUGGCGCCCGGUGAUGUGGUCCGGCAGGUGCGCCGGGGGCCCUCGCGGGGCUGGCUGCGAGGAGAGCUGGGUGGCCGCUGCGGCCUCUUCCCCGAGCGCCUGGUGCAGGAGAUUCCUGAGAACCUGCGGGGCGCCGUGGAGGCGCCAAGACCGCGCUGCGUGCGCAGCCGAGGUCACCCCGCCAAAUCUCGGGGCGCCCAAAGAUGGUGCAAAGUGAACUUCAACUACAGCCCAGAGCAGGCGGACGAGCUGCAACUGCAAGCUGGGGAGAUGGUGGAAGUGUUAAAGGAGAUUGAGGACGGCUGGUGGCUGGGGCAGAAGAACGGGCAAUUGGGAGCCUUCCCAUCCAACUUUGUGGAGUUGCUGGACAGUGGGCCCCCAAGCCUUGAUAACCCAGACGUGCCUUCCAUCAGCUCUUCUCCCCAGCGGCCUCCCAAGCUGAGCAGUCUGACCUAUGACAGCCCUCCAGAGUACCUUCGGACAGUCUCCUACCCUGAGACCUACAGGGUCCUGUUUGACUACCAACCCGAGGCCCCAGACGAGUUGGAGCUGCGGAGGGGGGACGUGGUGAAAGUACUGAGGAAGACCACAGCGGAUGCGGGCUGGUGGGAAGGAGAGUCUCAAGGCAGGAGAGGAGUUUUUCCAGACAAUUUUGUUCUUCCACCACCCCCAAUCAAGAGGCUGGUCCCGCGGAAAGUGGUAUCUCGGGAAUCAGUUCCUGUUAAAGAACCAAAAAAGAUGUCCAAAACAGUUCCUCCUACUGUCAAGAAGCUGGUGACAGUCCCCACUGGGCCCAGCAAAGCCAAGCUAUCUUGGACAUCCAGUGGGGAAAAUCAGAAACGCCCCUCUCGUGACUCAGGCUCCAGUGGCAAAGUCCUUGGUGGGGCUCCUGGUCACCCUGGCAGAAAGCGAUCCAAAUCCCAGGUUCCCCAGCAACACCCUGCACCCAGUCAGGACGACAAGCAGAACAGCCUGGCCAAGGCCCCUUCUGUGAAUAAAACCCCCACUCUGGACAAGAACCCCAAAUCAGAGAAGGUCCUACACCCAGAUAAGGCUGCUACCCCAGAGAAGACUCGGAUUUCUGACAAAGUCCCCUCCACAGAGACAACCCCAACUCUGGACAAGGCCUCCACUCCAGAAGAGACCUUGACUCCAGAUAAGGCCCCUGGCCCAGAGAAGACCCCAACUUUGAGCAAAGCCCCCACUCCAGAAAAGAUCCUGACUCCAGAUAGGGCUGCCAGCCCAGAGAAGAUUCCAACCCUGGACGAGGCCCCCACCCCAGAGAACAUUUUGACUCUGGAUGAGGUUCCCACCUCAGAAAAGAUCCUGACUUCUGACCAAGUUCCUAGCCCAGAGAGGGUCUUUUCUAUGAAUGAGGCCCUUGGCCCAGAUGUCCCACCUGAGGAUGAAGCCCCUGGCCUCAAAAUGACCCCUCCUGGGGAUGAGGCCCCCACUCUAGACACAAUCUUGGUGCAGGAGCAGGUGACGUGUGAAGAAGCGCCCUGUACCAUACAUGACUCUCAGUCCCAUCGGUUGUCCUCAGAGGAAGCCCUGCAGAAAAUCAAAUCUCUUGUGUCCAAAGAGACUCAAUCCCAAGAGGAGGUGCCAGCAGAGUCCCAGUUACAGCCUAACUGCCCAGCGUGUAAUUGCUCUAUAAUGAAACCCUACAGCAAUAAAAGAGACAGCUCUCUGCUCCUGCCUGAGCGAGUGUCCAAACCCACCCCUGAUGAGGUCCAUUCCCAGACAGAAGCCACAACCCUCCUACAGGAGGUGCCACUACCUGCAGAGGACGAGACUACCCAGAAGGAGGAGGCACCCUUCAAAGAUGAAAUGCACCCCCAGAAGGAAGUCACUCCCAAAGAGAGAGGGCCCUCCAACUUAACUCCUGCCCCAAAUAAGCCAUAUCUUACCAAGCCCACCCCAGACCCCCAAGAUACUCCCUCCCCCCUACAAUAUCGUUCAGAAUGCAAGGAUGACAGAGAAGAAGACAUCGUGAGGCUGAAGGUCGAGGUGGAGUCUCUAAGGAGGGCGCUGGAACUGAUGGGGGAGCAGUUGGAAAGGAAGCUGAUGGACAUCAGGGAGGAGUUGCAGAACGAGAGGGAGCAGCGCCAGUUGCUGGAGGUUCAGAUGAUGCAGAGGACCCAGGAGUCCCAGUCUCAGGACUCCAUCCGCUCGCAAACGCCUGCGCGCCGCUAUUUUUAUCCACCGGAUGAUGGCGGGGAGGGCUACUUCAGACGCCAGCUCUGUGCUGCAGUAAUGGCGGGCCGGUGGGGCCCAGGAGGGGUCGGGCUCUGCCCACGGGAGCGGGAGCCUGGAUCCCGGAAUCCAGCUGUGUGCCAGGGGGAGGAGUCAGCUGCCCGGAAGACUUUCUCUUAA